Molecule: messenger RNA, 543 nt
Organism: Ilex paraguariensis (yerba mate)
Lineage: Eukaryota; Viridiplantae; Streptophyta; Magnoliopsida; Aquifoliales; Aquifoliaceae
Source: the annotation of a GenBank genome assembly
GUCUGAGCUGUCAUGCCUGAAUCAAGGUCAUCUCUUAUUUCAGUGCGUCUUGCAUAACUUGGAAUGCCCCACUCCAAAAAAGUUUUUGCAUGCUCAUGCUUCAUUUGAUGGAGGCAGCACAUUAAUUGAAAGAACUCAACACUUGAGAACUGUUCUUCCAUUCUAGACAAUCUUACUAAAACACUUAGCCAUCCUAAGGUGAAAAACUCAACCAAAGCCAAGGUUUUGAUGCGUGCUAUGUAUGGAGUUAAGGUGGUAACUUUGUUUGUUUGUAGCAUCUUUAUGGCUGCAUUCUCAGGUUCGGCAAAGAAGUUGAGGGAUUUCCAAGUUCUCGAAAUAUGCUUGUGGGCAGAAGCUUUUAUCGAGCUACAGUUUUUUAAUGGGGUGGGACCUGUUGAAGUUGAAGCAUUCCAGAAUUCAAUCUCAGACUUGGGGAAGAAGAGUGAGAAGCUUUCUCAAGGAUUAGAUGUUCUUGCAAAGGAAGUGGAUGGCUUCUUCCAUAUUGUUUUGAUCGGAUGUGAUGCUUUGCUUUGCAACUUAAGA